Molecule: messenger RNA, 2082 nt
Organism: Colletotrichum acutatum
Lineage: Eukaryota; Fungi; Ascomycota; Sordariomycetes; Glomerellales; Glomerellaceae
Exons: 8
Coding region: 88-1647 (519 amino acids)
Molecular function (GO): ATP-dependent protein folding chaperone; ATP binding
Source: RefSeq, a predicted model, not a curated record
CAUUGGACACCAACCUGCAUCCAGGCCUUCUACUUACUACCUUUCACGUGCUCCAUAUAGUUCGUCAAAAAAGCAUUGCAUCUGAUCAUGCGACCCGCGUACAAUGUCCAAGUCCAGGGAAGGGUAUCAAAUGAUGAAGAAGAUGAUGACUUACUUGUCAUUGGAAUUGACUUUGGGACGACUUACUCUGGAGUAGCUUGGGCUACGACUGAAGAAUUCGAAAACGACCACAUCAAUAUCAUCACCACCUGGCCUGGUAAGGGUCCCGAUGAAGGCAAAGCCCCAACAGAGCUUUACUAUGACGACGAAAUGAUGAUGUGGGGAUACGAUAUCCCUGAUGAUGCAGACCCAAUCCGCUGGUUCAAACUUCUACUCCUCAAGGACGAAGAUCUUGGCCCUGAACUGUGCGCAUCUGAAUUCAUCUUGCGAGGCAAGAGGAUGUUGAAAGACUCUGGGAAGACUGCCAUUGCGCUCGUGGCGGAUUUUCUGCGGGCACUCUUCAAUCACGCGAUGUAUACCAUUACUAAGGCAAGAGGGGAAGAAGUCGUUGACGCCAUGAGGCUACACAUAGUCAUCACAGUACCUGCCAUCUGGAAGGGUUAUGCGAGGCAGGCAAUGGAGACAGCCGCGGAGCAGGCAGGCAUCCUCUGUUCACGAGUAGCAGGAAAAACUAGAUUGACUCUGGCACCUGAGCCCGAAGCCGCGGCUUUAUCAACUUUGAGCGAGCCAGGCCGAAAGGUGGGCAAGAAUGAUGUGUACAUUCUUUGCGAUGCCGGUGGUGGCACAGUGGAUCUCAUCAGCUACCAAAUUGAUCAGACCAGACCCAUAUCGAUGCAAGAAGCAGUGGAAGGAACAGGUAGCCUUUGUGGUGGUAUCUUUAUUGACGAAGCCUUCGAGAGAGCAUGCAAAGCUCGCUUGGGCUCCAGAUGGAACCAUCUGAGUGACACUGGGAAGAAGAGAAUUAUGAAAAAUGAGUGGGAGGCACUCAUAAAACCAACAUUCGUACCAGAUCUUACCCAUCGAGAAUACAUCGUUGAAAUACCAGCCGAAGCUUUCAGCGAGUCUAAUCUUAACGACUUCUGCAAGGAGCCAGUCAUUAAGAACGGAAGGAUUCAUUUCAAGGAACCUCACAUUCAAAGAGCCUUCACAGACUCUUUUAAUGGGAUUGAUGAGCUGGUUACGAAGCAGAUUAGAAUGGCGACGAGGUCUGGCUUAACAAUUACCGGAAUCAUUCUUGUCGGAGGAUUAGGCGCCAGUCCAUACCUGUAUGACCAUCUCAAGGAGAAGCAUGGGAUGAAAGUCUUGCAGUCGGGGGGCAUGCAACCACGGACCGCAAUUUGCAGAGGGGCAGUUCAUAAAGGAUUCCUGGAUGGCCAUCGAGCUGAAGAUCAAACUCUUGUCAAGCGCCCUGACCACAGAGUUAAGGUACCUAUUCAAGUGACCUCAACAGUAUCGAGGUCAAGCUAUGGAGUUACUUACCGAGCGGAAUUCGAUCGGUUCAGGCACCUUCAAGAAGACAAAGAGUUCGACGUCUACUUGGGGGGUUGGAGGGCCAAGAAUCAAAUGCACUGGUACCUGAGAAGGGUAAAUUUCCCCCGUAUGUCACCCUGGCGGACCACGAAAUUAACUCUCUCAACUUCUUCAUAGGGCGAAAUUGUUUCUCAGAUGAAACCAGUACAAUUCUCCUAUUAUGAGAUUUACAAAAAAGACGUAGGAGGCCAUUUUUCUGUUGGCAUCUGCGAAUGCGAUGCGGUGGAAGUGCCAGAUCGGCGCACAUUCCAAGUCAAUGACUUUUGCUACAUUGAUUGCAAGCUCGACGUUCCGUUUUCGAGUUUGCCUGACAUCAUGACCAUCGAUGGUACGAUGGCCAAGAAGAUGACUUAUGUGGUGGAGAUGAUUCCAUCGGGGGCGUCCGUGGAGUUUGCUGUCUACAUCAAUGGUAGGAAACAAGGUAGUCACAACGCCUGCGUCAGGUUUGAGUGAUAUCUGUCUUUUCCAUAUUGUAGAAUUCCCUGCUUAGAUAUAUCUCAGUUCCAGAAGCUUCUCAUGUAAGAUGGUCCUCACAACGCGCACACAUUAUUG